Molecule: messenger RNA, 2466 nt
Organism: Motacilla alba alba
Lineage: Eukaryota; Metazoa; Chordata; Aves; Passeriformes; Motacillidae
Gene: RARS2
Product: arginyl-tRNA synthetase 2, mitochondrial
Exons: 20
Coding region: 31-1770 (579 amino acids)
Biological process (GO): arginyl-tRNA aminoacylation; mitochondrial translation
Cellular component (GO): mitochondrion; cytoplasm
Molecular function (GO): ATP binding; arginine-tRNA ligase activity
Source: RefSeq, a predicted model, not a curated record
GCUGCGGAGCUUCCGUCGCGUGGUGCGGCUAUGGCAGCCGGUUCCUUCCGGCGGAGCAUUGCUUCCCAGCUUUCAAAAGUUUUGCAUCUGCCACCAGAGAAUUUAAUAAAGUCCAUAUCUGCAGUUCCUGUCUCCAAAAAACGGCAUGUUGCAGAUUUCCAGCUCUCCAUUGCUUCUGUAAUAGAAGACUGUUCUGGCGAUUGCUUAGCACAGGACCUGCAUCUUCAAGCCCAGCAGCUUGCUGAAAAGCUAAAAUGUGAUUCAGUAGUGAGUGCAAUCAGCGCUGGCCCAGGAACAGUGAAUUUUACAAUAAACAGGGAAUUAUUAGCAAAGACUGUGCUGCAGCAGGUGUGGAAAGAUGGCUCAGAGUAUGGAGUAAAAAGUGAACUUUUCUCUACAGUUCCCAGACAAAAGGCAGUGAUUGAGUUCAGCUCCCCUAAUAUUGCCAAAAAGUUUCACAUAGGACAUCUGCGUUCCACCAUAGUAGGGAAUUUUAUAGCAAAUCUCAAAGUUGCACUGGGACAUGAAGUAGUGAGAAUAAAUUACCUUGGUGACUGGGGCAUGCAGUUUGGCUUAUUGGGUGUUGGUUUCCAAUCCUUUGGCAACAAAGAAAAACUGAAAUCUAGUCCUUUGCAACACCUUUUUGAGGUGUAUGUGCAGAUUAACAAAGCAGCAGAAGAUGAAAACACAAAAAGGCUGGCUAAGGAUUUCUUCAGAAAACUGGAGGAACAUGAUGAGCAGGCGUUGUCAAUUUGGAAGCAAUUUAGAGACCUCAGUAUUGAGGAAUACAUCCGGAUUUAUAAGCGUCUCGGAGUGCACUUUGAUGAAUAUUCUGGAGAGUCAUUUUACCAAGAGAAGGCCCAGGAAGUUCUGAAGAUGUUGGAAGAUAAAGGACUCCUUCAGAAAACAAUAAAAGGGACAGGAAUUGUGGAUCUCUCAGAGAAGAAAGACCUCUCGACAGUUUCCACCGUCAUGCGCAGUGAUGGGACGUCUCUUUAUAUAACAAGAGAUCUUGCAGCUGCUAUAGACAGAAUGAAUAAGCACAGCUGGGAUACCAUGAUUUAUGUGACAGAUAAAAGCCAAAGUAAUCACUUCCAACAUUUAUUCCAAAUACUGAAGCUCAUGGGUUAUGACUGGGCAGAAAGGUGCCAGCAUGUGUCUUUUGGUCUAGUUCAAGGUAUGAAGACUCGGAGAGGAGAAGUAAUUUUUCUGGAAGAUGUUUUAAAUGAAGUUCGCUCAAGGAUGUUACAAAACAUGGCCUCCACAAAAACAACCAAAGAGAUCCAAGAUCCUGUGGAGACAGCAGAGAAGGUUGGUCUUGCAGCACUCAUAAUUCAGGACUUCCGGGGUCUUCUGUCAUCUGAUUACCAGUUUAGCUGGGAUCGAGCUCUCCAAAGUCGGGGAGAUACAGGUGUGUUCUUGCAGUACACCCAUGCCAGACUCCAUAGUUUAGAACAGAUGCAUGGGAAUGCAGAGCUAACUGAUGUGAAUGUGGCAUGCUUGCAAGAGCCAGGUGCCAUCUCUGUUCUUCAGCAUCUUCUCAGGUAUGAUGAGGUCCUGUAUAGAUCUUCUCAGGAUCUGCAACCUAAGCACAUUGUCAGCUACCUCCUCACACUGGGCCACCUGGCAGCCGUGGCACACAAAACCCUCCCCGUGAAAGGCAGCGCCCCCGACGUGGCACAGGCACGGCUCUGUCUCUUCCAUGCGGCACGCUCAGUUCUAGCCAAUGGAAUGAAACUUCUUGGCAUUACACCUGUAACUCAAAUGUAAUGAGGCCAUAUCUGAUGUCAAGUCAUAUCUCAUAGUAAAAUGAGUUUUUCCACAAUAAUAUGAAUCUUCUCCUGUGUGUCACUGCUGCUGCAGGCUGGAAGCUCCAUCUGCACUGGCAGGUUUGUGUUCUCCAUCCUACCAGCAGGUGUGGCACAGCCAUCGGGGGCAAGGCUGUCAUAAUCACUUUCUUCAGACAUUUGGUGGCAGCUGUGUACUUAAGACACUACUCUACCUGGAAUUUCCCAUUAAAGGGAACUGCUGUGUAUUUGCCAUGUAAAUAUCACAUCCUUUUAGUAGAGGAAGUGGUGUUAACUGUGCUGCCCUAAGCAAAGUUCUCCACUCCUGCGGUUGCCACUGUGUACCAAGGCCUAAUGGCACAAUGGCUUCAGGUUCUCUGUCUGUUGUAAUAAAAGGAGUUACUCAGACCCCGCAGAGACCUUUUCCUGGGUGUUAUGCUGUAUCCUCCCUUCAGAAACCUCAGCCAAGCCCAACUGCCAGCUGUCACACCCUGCUCCUCAGCCCUUCCUCAGUGCCACUGACGUGAUGGCUGGUGAGAAGAGACUGCUGCCCAGCUGCUGGAACAGGAAGCUCAGUGUUCCCUCAGCACUGUGCACACAGGCAGACGUGGCAGGUGCUGCUUGGCACCCCUCAGCCUCACAUUGCUGAAGAGAGGUGGAGCAGCACCUGUGAGGUCCU